AUGACGCCUCAACUCGUUUUCCAGCUGAGCGGCACUUGCAAUCACUACCCCUGGGGCAAAAAGGGGAAGCAGUCUUUAGCAGCACAGUUGUGUGCGCAGACCCCCGGAACUGAUUUCCAUAUCAAAGAUGACGAGUUCUAUUCGGAAAUGUGGUUUGGUGAUUACCCAGAUUUCCCUGCUCGCAAGCUGGAUACCGGCGAACCGCUGGCCGACGUGCUCCAGCAGAACAAAGAGCAACUUCUGGGGAAGAAAGUCAUCGAACAACUCGGUGGACAGCUACCUUAUUUGCCCAAGAUCCUAUCAAUAGCAAAGGCUCUUCCGUUGCAGAUUCAUCCCAACAAGGAACUCGCCAAAAAGCUUCACGAAAAGGAUCCGAACAACUUCACGGAUCCAAAUCACAAACCUGAAAUCGCAGUGGCGCUGUCCAAGUUCGAGGUAUUCGCCGGGUUCAAGCCGCUUGACCAAAUAGCGCCCCUUUUUCAAUUACAGCCGCUUCGGCAGUUCAAUCCGGACCAGCCAGAAAAAUGGACGGAUGAGACUCUACGAACCGUCACCAGGAAUCUGCUCAAGUCCGACCUUGAGACGGUCAAGACAAUCCAGACAGAGCUCGCAAAGAUCCCGAGAGAUCAACUAGGCGAUGCAGCCUAUAUCCUAGACCUACUUCCCCGUCUUCAAGACCAGUACGGCCCAGAAGACGCAGGAAGCUUAGUCGCGCUUCUGUGCAUGAACUACAUGGUCCUCAACCCCGGAGACGCGAUAUGGAUUCCUGCGGACGGCAUCCACGCAUAUCUAGCCGGCGACAUCGUCGAGUGCAUGGCGCGGAGCAACAACGUGCUCAACGCCGGCUUCUGUCCGCCCGGCGACCGCAACAACGCCGACCUGUUCGCGGAUACCCUAACCUUCAAGGCCCAUAGCAGGGACGACGUGUACCUCCCUAGCCAGAAGUCGGACAAAAGCAGCAAGGGGAAGACGGUGGCGUACAGGCCGCCCAUAAGCGAAUUCGACAUGCUCAAGAUGGACCUGGGCGCCGGCGAGAGCGAGGAGCUUGCCGCGAGCGACGGGCCCGGCGUUAUGAUUGUGACUGCUGGAAAUGGGGUGAUGCAUGCCGACGGUGCGGAUCAUCAUCUUAAGGAGGGAUUCAUCUUCUUCGUUGCGCCGGGCGUCCCGAUUAAACUGGAGAGCCAACAUGGGAUACAGAUCCACAUGGCUGUCGUAUGA
Messenger RNA from Daldinia vernicosa, 1218 nucleotides. Its product is annotated as mannose-6-phosphate isomerase. Gene Ontology annotation, cellular component: cytosol. The transcript is spliced from 2 exons. The coding region runs from base 1 to 1218 and encodes 405 amino acids. Gene Ontology annotation, molecular function: zinc ion binding; mannose-6-phosphate isomerase activity. Lineage: Eukaryota; Fungi; Ascomycota; Sordariomycetes; Xylariales; Hypoxylaceae. Gene Ontology annotation, biological process: regulation of DNA-templated transcription; carbohydrate metabolic process; GDP-mannose biosynthetic process. The record is from RefSeq and is a predicted model, not a curated record.